Coniophora puteana RWD-64-598 SS2 is the source of this 2844-nucleotide messenger RNA. RefSeq lists its product as uncharacterized. Bases 1 to 2844 code for a protein of 947 amino acids. The transcript is spliced from 3 exons. The record is from RefSeq and is a predicted model, not a curated record. NCBI's taxonomy places the organism in Eukaryota, Fungi, Basidiomycota, Agaricomycetes, Boletales, Coniophoraceae.
AUGUUCCAGGAAACUUCUCGUAAUGAAACCCCUCCUCCAGAAGACUCUCAGACAGAAACACAACCCCUAGGCGACUCAUCCAACACCUCUCCACAAACAGACGACCCACGGAUCACCAAUACCAAUCCCCAGAACAGGCAGUCACCGACCAUCGAAGAGUCCCAGAGGCUCCAGACGAGAACGACUCAGUCUCGAGUCUUGCCAGCCAGUCCCCUCGCCUCUCUAGACCUCCGCGCUCUCGCUAGACGGACACCGCUUGAGGAACUCCAGCGGGACAUGUCGUUUGUGAUCCGCAUUCGCGACGCGACUCUCGACGACGGCAUUGGUCUCAAAGGCGAAGCUCUAAGGCGCCUUCGUGAUCCACCUCAAGAAAUUCUAGAAGUCCCCGAUAACCUCACUCUCCUUGGAAUGCAGAUGUACGACGCUAUGGAGAAGUCCUCUGAGAAGACGUACAAUCAUGUACGUGCAUCGAUACACCACAACUUAGCUGGCGCCCAGAUUCCAUCACUCGACGACAUCAAGAAACAGAUCGCCAACAUUACAGGCAUUGAGGCCGUCGAGGAUGACAUGUGUGUCGAUGGAUGCGUCUGCUUUACAGGACCACUCGCAGGUCUCGACUCCUGCCCAGACUGCCGAAAGUUGCGCUGGGAUGAAGCCCGACUACGAUCAUCUGGCGGCAAGAAAAAAAUACCCCGUGCCGUCAGCACCACGUUCCUCCUCGGCCCGAUGAUACAGACCAAUUGGCGCCAUCCAGACACUGCCAACAAAAUGAAGUACCGACGAACACGAACACGCGAGAUUUUUGAACAGAUGCGACGGAAUUCCAAUGGUCUGCCUGAUGUAUACGACGAUAUUAUUACAGGGUCGGCCUACCUUCAAGCUGUACGCGAAGGCAAAAUACGCGAUGAAGACACUGUUUUCAUGCUCUCAAUCGACGGUGCACAGCUGUCCCGACUCAAAGAAUCAACCGCAUGGAUAUAUGUCAUUGUCCUUGUCGACUUGUCGCCGGGCCUUCGAUACAAGAAGCGGUAUGUUCUACCGGGAGGCAUUAUCCCAGGUCCUCAUAAACCGAAGUAUGUUCCGUCAUUCCUCUUCACCGGGAUGCACCACAUUUCGGCUCUGCAAAAAGAGCCCCUGGCUAUAUGGGACUCAAGCUCAGAUCAUCUGUAUCGGUCUUAUCUCUUCAACAUCCUUACGCUCGCGGACGGACCUGGCUUACUAUGUUAUAGCAAUAUGGUUGGUCAUAACGGCAAGUACGGGUGCCGUGUCAGCUGCGACCACUAUGGUCGUCGGAUCACUGGCUCGGUCUACUACCCUGCUCUGCUUGCUCCCGACGGCUUCACUGGCGACGCUCGAGGCGACAUCGAUCCCAGCUCGAUCCAUGGCUGCUCCUCUGUGAUCUAUGUACAGAGGCUCGAGAGGCUAAUGGGCUCCCAGACACGAGCUAGCUUCAACAGGAACCGUCUCGAGACAGGCAUUGUGGGGCCGAGCCUCCUGCUUGGUCUACAGCCCGACAAGAUACUCGGUAUUCCUGAGAACUUCACGUCGGAGAUCAUGCACUUCUGUGCAGCUAACAUGGCCGAGCUCUGGAAAGGACUCUGGACUGGCGAAUUCAUUCAUGACACGGAUGAUAUUCGCACCUGGCAUUGGGCUGUACUGCAGGGCGACACUUGGGUCGAACACGGGCUUCGCAUCGUUGCAACCCACCAGCACCUCCCCAUAUCUCUCGACAAGCUCCCUCGCAACCCCGAACAGCGAGGAAACUCAGGCUACAAGGCACAGGAGUACAACACCUGGCUCUAUUGUCUCUGCCCCGCCCUUCUAUUUGGUGUUCUUCCUCUGGAAUACUGGCGGAACUUCUGUCUUUUCGUCAAGGGUCUCCAAAUUAUGCAUCAAUUUAGUAUCACCCCUCAGCAGCUUCUGGAAGCCAAGAUAACGUUCGACACCUGGGAACUCGAAUUCGAAAGGAUCUACUACAAGAAAAUGCGGAAUCGCCUUCAUCUUGUAAGGCCUUGUGUUCAUCUUUCUCAUCAUUUGGCACCCGAAGCAGCUCGAGUCGGUCCUCCUAUGUGCUCGUCUCAGUAUCCCAUGGAACGCACGAUCGGAAAUCUCAAAGAGGAGCUCAGACAACCGUCCAACCCAUUUGCAAACCUUGCGAAACGAGGUCUACGCCGAGCACAGCUGAACGCUGUCAAAGCGAUGAUGCCGGACUUCGACAUCUCUCCGGAACACAACAAACAAGAUCCUGCAGCCUCGUGUGCUCUUGGCGACGACUACUUGCUUCUGUUCAAGCGAGCAAAGACACCUACCAGUACGCUCAGCCAGCGUGAGCGUGAAGUUCUCUUUGAUUUUCAUGGCACCCCCAUCUCGACUGUCUUACGCUGGGCUCGUCUCAGGAUCCCGACUGGACAGAUUGCUCGGUCACUUUGGGGGGAGUUGUCCAAUUCUCGCUGUACCCGUCGAUCGCGUAAUGUAAAAGUGCGUGAUUAUAUUAUAUUUGACGUAUCUUAUCGCUCUCUAACAAACAGACAGGACGAAGUCCAUAGCCUGGCUCUUGUCCAACUGUACUCCAAACCUCACGCAAGAAUGCUUGAGCUAUCAAAUGGUCAAGUAUAUUCCUCUACACACGGCGGCGAAGCGUCGCUCUGUCUGAUCGAUGUAAAAUCGUUUCUGGCUGUUGUCGGCAUGGUCCCUCACACGCUUGCAGCUCUCGAUGAUACCAACGACCAGCCCCGCUUUUUCCUUGCAGAAAAGAUGGGGUUAGACGUGCUCAGGAUUGGUGGAGUCGAAGAGCCAGAGGGUGGAGAGUAUGAUGGGGUCGAGAUCAACGAGGAAGACUAUUAG